AUGGAGUGUGCGGGGCAGCUUGGCCAGAUGGAGUCGUUCGAUGUUACUGCCAGCGACUGGACGGCAUGCAAGGAGAGGCUGACAUCUUUUUUAUUCAACAAGGUUCCCAACAGCGACAAGGCACACGCAUUUCUCAGCAUCAUCGGCCCGCGUACAGCUCUACUGGACAUCCCUGCUGCCGUGACGGUGCGCGACCUGAACCUACAGUACAGUAAGCGAGCACCUCCGGUCAUCGACGGCGCCAAUUUGACCGUACCUAAGGGUGUCAUCUACGGCCUCCUAGGCGCCAGCGGCUGCGGCAAGACCAGCUUUCUCAAGUGCCUGGUUGGUCUGAUCAAGCCGGACUCGGGCACGGUGCUCGUGUUCGGCAAGAAGCUGCACCAGGGACUCGUGCCUGGACCAGCCGUAGGGUACAUGCCGCAGGAGCUCGCUCUGCUCGAGGACUUCACCAUCGCGGAGAACAUGUACUUCUUUGGCCAGCUGCUGGGAAUGCCGUGGGAGCUCAUCUAUAGCAGGAUCAACUUCCUCAGCUCCUUCUUCCAGCUACUGCCCGCCAACCGAUUCGUCCAAAACCUCAGGUCGCGCUCAUGUCUCUGUUCGUGA
This is a messenger RNA of Rhipicephalus sanguineus (brown dog tick), 603 nucleotides long. RefSeq names its product nod factor export ATP-binding protein I-like. Gene Ontology annotation, molecular function: ATP binding; ATP hydrolysis activity. The record is from RefSeq and is a predicted model, not a curated record. NCBI's taxonomy places the organism in Eukaryota, Metazoa, Arthropoda, Arachnida, Ixodida, Ixodidae. Bases 1 to 603 code for a protein of 200 amino acids. The transcript is spliced from 4 exons.